CCCAGCACCGGGGCGGGGAGCGUCGGUUCGGUUUCCUUUUGUCCUUCUGGAGGUCGGAACUCAGCACCAGGCGGCGGACUGGAACCGGUUCUGCGUUCGUUCUGGGUUUUAUGAGCUGUCUGUCAGAACCGAGGGAUGGACCUGAGGUAGUCCGUCUCUGUGUGAGCGUUGCUGGCUGGGAGUUGCAGCACGGAGAGAUGCGAGCGCGCGCUUGGACGCUGUGAAGGCGGCAGCAGGUAACCGAUAAGAUGGUGGCCAGGCGAGUGACUGGGCACAGCUGCCUGGUGGCUUGCUGGCAGCCCAUCCUGAUCCUGAUGCUGGGGACUGUGCUGUCUAGCUCCACCACACUCUGCCCAUCCCGCUGUGAGUGCAAAGAGCACUCCGUGAUGUGCCACAGGAGAAGGCUCGUGUCCCUUCCCGAAGGCAUUCCUGCAGAAACCAGGCUGCUGGACCUCAGCAAGAACCGCAUCAGAACGAUUAACCAGGAUGAGUUUUCCAGCUUAACUAACCUUGAACACCUGGAGCUGAGUGAAAAUACCAUCUCCACUAUUGAACCUGGAGCGUUCAACAACCUUAAUUUCUUACGGACUUUGGGGUUGCAUAGCAACAAGCUUAAGCUGAUUCAGCUGGGCGUGUUCACAGGCCUGAGCAAUCUCACAGAGCUGGACAUCAGUGAGAACAAGAUUGUCAUCCUGUUGGACUACAUGUUCCAGGAUCUGUACAGCCUCCGGUCUCUGGAGGUGGGUGAUAAUGAUCUGGUUUUCAUCUCCAACCGGGCUUUUCAUGGUCUUAGUAGCCUAGAGCACCUAAGUCUUGAGAAGUGUAACCUGACCUAUGUGCCAACUGAGGCUUUUAGCCACCUUCACAGUUUGAUCACUCUCAGGCUGCGCCAUCUCAAUAUCAAUGUCAUACGGGAUUACUCCUUUAAACGGCUCUAUCGGCUGAAGGUCCUGGAAAUAGCCAACUGGCCAUACUUGGAUACGAUGACCCCAAAUUGUUUGUAUGGAUUAAAUCUCACCUCUCUCACCAUCGCCAAUGCCAACCUGACCGCAAUCCCUUAUGUAGCCCUGCGGCACUUGGUUUACUUGCGCUUUCUUAAUCUCUCUUAUAAUCCCAUCCUUACUAUAGAGGGAAAUAAGCUCCACGACCUUCUUCGUCUCCAGGAGUUUCACCUGGUUGGGGGCAGACUAGCUAUGAUUGAGCCCUACUCUUUCCGCAGCUUGAACUACCUGAAAAUUCUAAAUGUUUCCGGGAACUCUCUCAGCACUUUGGAGGAGUCUGCUUUCCAUUCAGUUGGCAACCUGGAAACCCUGGCCUUGUACGAUAACCCCCUGGCCUGUGACUGCCGACUCCUAUGGGUGUUCCGACGACGCUGGCGACUAAACUUCAACAAGCAGCAGCCCACGUGUGCUUCUCCUGAGUUUGUUCAAGGCAAAGAGUUCAAAGAUUUCCCAGAUGUUCUGCAGCCAAACUACUUCACGUGUCGCAAGUCAAGGAUUAGGGAUCGCAGUCCUCAGCAGAAAUUUGUUGAUGAAGGAGCCAUUGUUCAUUUUGCCUGUCAAGCAGAUGGGGAUCCUGCUCCAGUAAUUCUGUGGCUCUCUCCACAGAAAAGGUUUAUCACCACCAAGACAAUUGGAAGGCUCUCUGUGUUACCAGAUGGCACCCUCGAGGUACGCUAUGCUCAAAUCCAAGAUAAUGGCACAUAUGUGUGUAUAGCCAGCAAUGCAGGUGGAAACGACACCUCUCUUGCUCACCUACAUAUCCAUAGCUACUCGCCUGAUUGGCCACAUCAACCCAACAAGACGUUUGCUUUCAUAUCCAACCAGCCUACGGAGACAGGUGCUAAUGGUACCAAAGCCAACGUCCCUUUUCCGUUUGACAUCAAGACUCUGAUUAUCGCGACCACAAUGGGCUUCAUCUCCUUUCUUGGUGUCGUCUUAUUUUGCCUGGUGCUGCUGUUUCUGUGGAGCAGAGGUAAAGGCAACACCAAGCACAACAUUGAGAUUGAGUACGUUCCACGCAAGUCAGACGCUGGCAUGAGCAGCACCGCGGUUGACGCGCCUCGCAAGUUUAACAUGAAAAUGAUUUAAGAAGGCUGUGGUACCAGUUUGUUUCCAACCCAAACUUUAGACAAAUGAGAAAAGAAAACUGUUUUCUUUUCUUCUCCAAACCCGUGGAUUAUGGUGUGCUAACACAGUCUCUGCUUUCCUAACUGGUGGACUUGACACAAGGCCAGUUUCUGACUUUUGAAAGAGGGAGGGAGCUAAACCACGCCCAGAGACUCAUCAUUUCUACAAAACGACGUGGGAGAAAUCAAGUCUGAUUUGUUAUAAAAUUUGAACAAAUCCUAUUCCUAUGGAUAUUUAGUGGGAAAAUAUAUCAGAAAGAAGAAAAAGAAACAGCCAAAAUAUGAGGAGCAGAUCAUAUUUGAAUAAUUGCUGUUGUAUGUGUCUAUAUUUUUUUAUUUAGUGUGCUUUUCUGUUCUUUUGGGGGGAUUUCAUGUGCAGUUGUGUCAUUUGUAGGGGUUGACGAGCACAUUAAGACGGUUUCAAUCACAGGUACACUGUUAGCUUUGAUGUUCUGGUAUGUUUGUUAUUAUUUGUCCUUAGGUACAUUUACCUCUGAGUCAUCCAAUGAUUACUUUUUCUUAAGCUAAAAUACAUUCAAGGGUAUUUUUUCAAAAAUAUGAGAAGUGUACGACGUCGAUCAAACUGUACUUUUAAGUCUGGUAUACAUUUUACUUUGACAUCAGCUAAUUACCUAAAAAGUGAAACAAAUGAGGUAUAAAUAUCAUGCCAGUGCUGAACUCCAGUAGGGGUGUAACGAUACAUGUGGUCCCAGUGCUGCGGGGGUGCGUUUACAUGUGUUUCACAGAACCAAACCUUAGAUAGGCCGACGUUUUUUCAAGCAUGUGAGUGUUAGUCUGGCUGAAGGUGUCCUUAUCCAGCUGCAGCACCCAGAUACACAGUAGGAACCCGACUUCCUCCACAGGUAAACACUCAGUUAAGCACUCCCCUUCCAGAAGUGACAAGACUGCAGAAGCGUCCUUCUGAUAGCAUCACCACCACAAAGUAAGAUGCGGAACACCGUCAGUACAGGGCGGUCCGUACCAAAUCAGCUGUGCUGCAGGUGCUGUUGGUGUCCAUUCCGUCAGCCAUUGUGCAUAUCCGGUUUCACUCCGACUGCUUCACUACCGCCAGCGUUUCUUUACUACUUGUGUCGCUAAGGCUAACUGAAAGCAUGCCGACAUCAAAGGACGCAUGUCGCCACCUAGUGUAGUGGGGUGGAACAACCUUCAGUGAGAGUUUGGUGGAAACAGACAUGUAAACUAGGAUAAAGGCUCCCAGGUUAAAGUUUGACCCAGAUAUAAACACACUGAGUCUGUCUUCUGUUCAGCACUAUCAGUUCAUUGUUUUAGUGCAAAAUACAUUCAAACUCAUUCAAAGCUGCUCAUUCAGCCCAAAUGCUGUCAUUGAUCUGGAAACAGCUUGAAUGUAGCUACGGCCCUCUACACUCAACCAUGACUUUGGUGAAAAUGGGAGUAUGGAAAGUCAAAUGGGUCAAAAUCCAUGCACUUUCCAAUCCCCUUUAAAGCCACAUGCUGCAUUUUCAGUGUCGAGACUAAACAUGGUGAGUGUGAGGGUGAUUUGCAGGUCUACAGCUGUCCAGUGGGACCGGCCCAGCGACAGUUUCCUGAGCACUCUUAUGACCAAACCCAGCAUCCAGCAGUCUUCAAGUGUCAGAAAGCUCCGGUCUGGAGUCGAACAAUGAAAAUACACCCAAAAACCGGUGAGGAGAGUGCACUGGGAGGGUAGCAUCAGCAGCGUUACCAACGGUAGAGGCUCUAUGUAGGAACGUGUGAGAUGUUCUCCUCUCGUUGUUGUGUUGGGUGUCUGCUGUUUCUACGUCUGUACUUCCUCUGGACAAUAAGAGACGUCAUGAAGCCCUAACGGACGGCCUGUGGGAUGGUCUAAACCAGAUCACUGAAACACUCCACUCACUUACAACAAAGUUACCUGGUUGUGCUGAUCCCUAAAGCCACCCCCCCCCCCCCCCCCACCCCCCACCCCCCCACCCAGCAGGUGUGCUCUGAUGUUCUGUCUCUGCCUUUGGGAUGCGGUCUUUUUAAAUAAAUGAGGUGGAAAAACUCCGGUUUCUGGUCUAACGGAGUCAUUUGUGUAUCGCUACACGACUAAAAUAAAUAAAACCUUUAGCUCUAUUGAAUUCAAAGGAUUUCUAUCAUUAACUGCUUUUUAUGAUGUUACUAGCUGUGUGUUUAUUGGGUUGUAGUCACUAAUCCACCUUCACCUUAUUAGGAUUUGGCUGAAAACAGAUGCAAGUGAUUAUCUGGUUAUUUGAUGCUUUUCAGACACAAUGUGCUCCUCAAGCUACGAAAUGUGUUGUCACUCUCGGUUACCUCUCUGGACUUUCAUUUUCAUUUGUUUGUUGUUGGAGCAAAACGAAAUAAUGCUUUAUUUCUGCUCUCCGGUUUCCCGUUAAAGCCGUGGAAGGUGGGUUUCUGUACAUCGAUGCUCCCAGUUGGUCCUACAGGUAAAGUCUGAAGGUCUCGGCCUUUUAACUCCCCGCUGUGGACAGCUGGGCCUUGCAAUCAUGUAUGAAGCUAUUUAUGAUGGAUGACAUUACAGUUUAUGAUUGGAAGGAUGGACAGAAUAUGCAGAUGGGUGGACAGAUGCAGAUGGUUUCACCCAUGGAGCAAUCUGCAGCAGCUUUGGUGUAAUCUGUUUUGCAUAAAGGAAAAAAACUGGAUGUUCUCCCUCUGGCUGAUUAUGAAUGCUCUGUGUUCCAAGUGGCUGCUGUAUCCAGCCUUGUUUUGGUCCCGACUGGUCCGGGAUGCUGUUUUUCAUUUCUGUUCCUCCUACAUUUGAAUUUCCACCCUGGAUUAUCCUAACCGUGUAUAGUCCAAGCCAACUUUUUGCAAAAAAACACAAAAAAGAAAUCUAUGGAAAAAACAUUCAAACUGUCCUGUGCAAUAAAGGUAAUAUGCAGAUUUUUUUUAACAAACAAAGUUUUGUUGAUGUUGAAUUGUUGAGAAUAUGGUAUGUUGUAUUAAACCAUCUAUGGAUCUUUUUAAA
Messenger RNA from Nothobranchius furzeri (turquoise killifish), 5093 nucleotides. It is a transcript of the gene lingo1a, whose product is annotated as leucine rich repeat and Ig domain containing 1a. The record is from RefSeq and is a predicted model, not a curated record. Gene Ontology annotation, cellular component: extracellular matrix. Lineage: Eukaryota; Metazoa; Chordata; Actinopteri; Cyprinodontiformes; Nothobranchiidae. Gene Ontology annotation, molecular function: epidermal growth factor receptor binding.